AUGGUAGUACUUGCCAUAUUGGUAUUAGUGCUGUUGCUUCAGGUGACAUGCAGGGUUCCAGUUGCCAAAUGUACCAGCAGUGACCGUCUUCCUAUUCUUCACAAAUAUUAUCAGUCAGGAGACUUCAUUAUUGCUGGCAUCAUUUCCCAGAUCUUCAUGUUUUCCAGACCAAUAACGUUCCAAAAACGUCCCUCUCAUGAACUCUUUGAUAACCGUGUGGUACUGCUUCAGAAUUACCAGCACAUCCUGGCCUUGGUAUUUGCAGUAAAGGAAAUAAAUGAAAACCCCCUGAUUUUACCAAAUGUUACCCUGGGCUUCUACAUCUAUAACAGCUAUUUCACUGCAAGCUGGACCUAUCUUGCCUCAAUGGAACUUCUCUCCACGCAGGACAUGUUUUUCCCAAACUAUAAAUGUGACUUCCAGAACAAUGUAGUAGCUGUCAUCGGGGGACCUAACUUUGAUGUCUGUCUCAACAUGGCAACCUUCCUGAGCAUCUACAAGAUUCCCCAGCUCAUAUAUGGUUCUACUCUGAGGAUGAACAACAACAAUCCAGGUGUUUCCUUCCACCAGAUGUUCCCAAAUGGGGCUCAUCAGUAUAGGGGGAUUCUCCAGUUACUGCUGCAUUUCAGGUGGACAUGGAUUGGGGUACUUUCUGAGGGAGAUGCCAGUUCAAAGAGAUUUGUACAAUAUGCUCUUCCUGAGUUUUCUCAGAGAGGGAUCUGCUUUGACUUCAUAGAAAGAUUCCCCACAAUAAGUUUUUCCAGCGAGUUCACUGGAAUGAUUGCACAGGGCUUUGGAACAGCAAAGAUUCUCAUGGCAAGCUCUGCCAAUGUGGUCGUUAUACAUGGUGAAAUUCAGACAGUGGUUACUUUGAGAAUGUUGCUUCAUAUUUCAGCUUUUGAGGAUAUACCAAUGAAAACAGAAAGUAAAGUCUGGAUAAUGGCAGCCCAGAUGGAUUUUAUAUCAAUUGCUAUUCAAAGAUGCUGGGAUGUAAAUUUCAUCCAUGGUGCUAUAUCCUUUGCAGUUUACUCAAAGCCACUACUAGGAUUCCAGGAAUUUCUUCAGAUGAGAAACCCUUCCUCAGAAAGAGAAGAUGGUUUUAUUAAGGUAUUUUGGGAACAGGCAUUUAACUGUGUGUUCCCAAGUUUGGUGGUAGAUGAAAAUAGUGGAGAAAUCUGCACUGGGGAGGAGAAACUGGAGAAUCUUCCUCGGUCUGUUUUUGAAAUGAGCAUGACUGGCCACAGCUACAGCAUCUACAAUGCUAUGUACGCUGUGGCACAUGCUUUGCAUGACAUUCAUUUACCCAAAUUCAGAAAGGAGGAUGGAUGGAGAUGGAAGAUUGUGAAUCUACAACAAUGGCAGCUCCACCACUUUCUACAAAGGAUCUCAUUUAACAACACUGCUGGGGAGGAAAUUUCCUUUGACCAAAAUGGGGAAAUCAUAGCUGGAUUUGAUAUUUUGAAUUGGGUCACAUUCCCAAACCAGUCCUUUCUUAAGAUCAAAGUAGGAAUAAUUGACCCACAGGCUGUCACAGAAAAAGUGUUCACCAUUCAUGAAGAUGCUAUUGUGUGGCCCCACAGAUUUAACCAGACACAACCUCUUUCACUGUGUAAUGAUGUUUGUCAUCCAGGUUAUAGCAAGACAAAGAAGGAAGGGCAGUCAUUUUGCUGCUAUGAUUGUCUUCCAUGUCCAGAAGGGAUGAUCUCAAACAAAACAGAUACGGAUGUCUGUUUUCAAUGCCCUGAAGAACAGUACCCAAACAAUUACCAGGAUGUAUGCAUCCCUAAGAACAUAAGCUUCUUGUCUUAUAAAGAGCCUUUGGGGAUGAGCAUGGCCAGUUCUGCUCUUUCCUUCUCUUUCCUCACAGCUUUGGUGUUUUGGAUCUUCAUUAAGCAUCGGGACGUUCCCAUAGUCAAAGCCAGCAACCGGAACCUCACUUACACUCUCCUCAUCUCCCUGCUUUUCUCCUUCCUUUGCACUUUGCUAUUUAUUGGCCAGCCUGGGAAAUUGACAUGUCUUCUUCGACAAACUGCUUUUGGCAUCAUCUUCUCGGUGGCAGUUUCUUGUGUGUUGGCCAAGACCAUAGUUGUUGUUCUAGCAUUCACUGCUACCAAUCCAGGGUCAGUAAUGAGAAGAUGUGUUGGGAAUCAACUGUCUUACUCCAUUAUUCUUUCAAGCUCCUUUAUUCAAGUCAUUAUUUGUACCAUAUGGCUGGCAACAUCUCCCCCAUUCCCAGAUUUUGACAUGUACUCGAUAGAUGAAGAAAUUGUUCUGGAAUGUAAUGAAGGUUCAACUCUCAUGUUUUAUUGUGUCUUGGGCUUUAUGGGCUUCCUGGCCAUUGUUAGCUUCACUGUGGCUUUCCUAGCCAGGAAUCUGCCUGACAGUUUUAAUGAGGCCAAGUUUAUCACCUUCAGCAUGUUAGUAUUCUGCAGUGUUUGGUUGUCCUUUGUUCCAACCUACUUGAGCACAAAAGGGAAAUAUAUGGUGGCUGUGGAGGUCUUCUCUAUCUUGGCCUCCAGUGCUGGGUUAUUGGGCUUCAUAUUUUUCCCCAAAUGUUACAUCAUUUUGCUGAAGCCUGAACUGAACAACCAGAGGCUGUUAGGAAAAAGGAAGAAUUAG
Messenger RNA from Rhineura floridana, 2619 nucleotides. Its product is annotated as vomeronasal type-2 receptor 26-like. Lineage: Eukaryota; Metazoa; Chordata; Lepidosauria; Squamata; Rhineuridae. The transcript is spliced from 6 exons. Gene Ontology annotation, molecular function: G protein-coupled receptor activity. The record is from RefSeq and is a predicted model, not a curated record. Gene Ontology annotation, biological process: G protein-coupled receptor signaling pathway. Gene Ontology annotation, cellular component: membrane. The coding region runs from base 1 to 2619 and encodes 872 amino acids.